AUGUCUGCGGCCCCAGAGCAUCUCCGCGAUGAGGGCACCCGUGGUCAAGUCGUGGUCGCUGGCGCAGUUGCUGGCCUAAUAUCACGUUUCUGUAUUKCACCUUUGGAUGUGGUGAAGAUACGUCUGCAGCUUCACUAUCAUUCCCUCGCCGACCCGCUUUCGAAACCUAUCCCAUCCAAAACACCCACCGGAAUCUACAUUGUCGCAAAGAACAUUCUACGACAUGAGGGCAUCACGGGAUUUUGGAAGGGGAAUAUACCCGCGGAAGGGCUAUACCUCAGUUAUGGCGCUGUGCAAUUCCUCGCCUACCGCAGCGCUUCUCAAGCAUUGGACAGACUUUCCGAGGAGGGUGACUUGAGGAUACCAGGAGCAGCCAAGAGCUUCAUCAGUGGUGCUCUUGCGGGAACUGCAGCAACAACGACGACAUAUCCCCUCGACCUUCUGCGGACGAGAUUCGCUGCACAGGGCACUGAGAGGGUUUAUGAUGGGCUGCUGGGAAGUGUUCGUGACAUUACGCGUACAGAGGGUGCGGCAGGUUUCUUCCGUGGUAUCAGUGCCGGUAUUGGUCAAAUUGUUCCCUAUAUGGGACUUUUCUUUGCCCUCUACGAAGGCCUCAAGCCCAGACUUUCAACCAUCCAUCUGCCUUUUGGAUCGGGAGAUGCCGUUGCAGGAGUUACGGCCAGCAUUCUCAGCAAGAGCGUGGUGUUUCCCCUUGAUACCGUGAGGAAGAGAUUGCAGGUUCAAGGUCCCAGUCGCAGCAAGUACAUUGGAGGCGCUCGAAUACCCGUAUAUGAACGAGGCGUCUUGAACACCAUCAAAACAAUACUAGCGAGAGAAGGAGCAAUUGGACUCUACAGAGGGUUGACGGUCAGUUUGAUCAAGGCUGCACCAUCGAGCGCCGUAACGAUGUGGGCCUACGAGCGAGCACUCAAACUCCUCAGAAGUUGGGACGAUCGCACGCAGGAUGCUCUGAGGUCAUAG
This is a messenger RNA of Ramularia collo-cygni, 981 nucleotides long. RefSeq names its product probable Mitochondrial thiamine pyrophosphate carrier 1. Bases 1 to 981 code for a protein of 326 amino acids. The record is from RefSeq and is a predicted model, not a curated record. Gene Ontology annotation, biological process: thiamine pyrophosphate transmembrane transport. Gene Ontology annotation, molecular function: thiamine transmembrane transporter activity. The transcript has 2 exons. Lineage: Eukaryota; Fungi; Ascomycota; Dothideomycetes; Mycosphaerellales; Mycosphaerellaceae. Gene Ontology annotation, cellular component: mitochondrial inner membrane.